ACAAAUAUGGCUGACUUUUGUUGAGAAUUUAGGAAAAACUGAAGUUGGUGGGGAAUUCACGAAAUAGAAAGAAUACAAUUAGAUAACAUCAUGAUGAAAACUCAAUUACCAUCAAAAGGCCAGGAGCCAUCUAUGUACCUACAGAGACCAUCUACAGGAAAGUCACAAGAUGUUCGCCACAUUCUUACCAGAACUUUCCGUGAGCUGUAUACAAGAGAUACCGUCCGACCAGAAACUGUUAAAAACCUUCAGGUAUCAAAAGGCGGGGAUGAUCCUUAUCAUGAAAAAUAUGUGGAAUCUUUACAAAAGGUUUAUGAUGAGUGGCAAAAAAGAAUGGAUGAGUCAGCCAUGUUAGAGCGUCAUAUAAUGCAAGCUCAGGCUCGUGCAACGUCAGCUGAUGAAAGAGAAUUAAAUCAGACUUUAACUAGCUGUGAUAAUUAUAGUGAACUCGGAUUACCUCCAGGGCGAUCUAAUUUCCGUUCGUGUAUAGAUACAGAAUUAUUACGAUCGUACGGUUUAAUCACACCAGAAGAUUAUUCCUUAUCACAGCCUGAUUUACAUCCAGCUCCAGAACUAUCAAAAGUACCAAGUUACGCGAGACAAACAGUCACAUCAGAAAAACGUAGUAGAAAGAAUGAAGAAACCGAUGAUUUACCGUUAUUUGUUUUACCGCAAGUGAGAUCUAUGGGAGAUAUGAUGUCCAGUAGUUUUAUUUCUGCGGAGUACGAUACAGAAAGUUUAAAUGAAGUAUUAGAAUUAGAAAGCUAUAUAGAUACCAAUAACUGGAAACUAAAUAUGACCACGGAACAGCGAGAAAAAGAUAGACAAGAUUUGGCCAACAUGAAUGCUAAGAUAAAUUUUCUUCGAAAUCCACGUCACAUACCACCAUCUGCUCCCCCUGGAUGUAGAACUCUCAUUAAACAGUUUAAAAAGAAACCAAAAGAAAUUUGUAUUCAAGAAAAAAUAGAAGAAUUAAAGCCUGUUACACCAUCUUUAAUAUUUAUGGCCUCCCCUCCGGUUGUAUCCUUUACAGAAUAUAAAGUAGGACAAGUUUAUGAGAUUGUUUUAGAAUUAAAAAAUGUAUCCACAGUUUUACGACAGUGUCGUGUUCUACCUCCUAAAUCUUCCUACUUUUCUGUGGGUUUAGGUCAGUUUCCAGGAGAACAUGGUCUAGUGGCGCCCGGCAUGAGUUGUAAAUAUGCUAUCAGAUUUAUACCCGACUCAUUGAAAGAUUUUCGUGAUGAGAUCAUAGUUCAAACUCAGUCGUCAAAACCAAUGAUUAUUCCUGUGGAGGGUAGAAGAGCUCCACCUUGUUUAACUAUUCCACCAGUAUGGGAUAUAGGAUAUUGCCUUGUAAGUGGUUUCCAUAUUCGUCAGUUUGUCAUCAAGAAUGAAGGGGGAUCAGGAAGAUUCUGUUUGAUGCCAAAAUCAUCAUGGCCUGCUGUUAACUUUAAGUCAGCUGUCAGUAAACCAUCCGUUACGAUUGGUCCAUUUGAAGUUCGACCUUCAACCCUUGAACUGUUGAAAGGUCAAACUGGGGUUAUAGAAGUAAUAUUUCAUCCGACAUCAGCAGGAGUAUUUGAGGAAGGGUUGACCAUGGUUUGUGAUAAUUGUAAUGUACAACAUUACACCCUUACAGGUGAAGGUCAGAUGGCGAGCGUAAGUUUAGAAUACGUAGAGAAUGGUGUAAAAGAGCCGCUGCCUGGUGAACUAUGUGACAAAUCAGCUCAACAUCUGAUUCAGUUUGAAGAACUCAACCCAUACACAUAUAUAGAACGCACGGUCAAAGUUAAAAAUCAAACUAAUGUAGAAUUACCGUUUGAAUGGAAAUUUUAUAAACCCCAGUUUAACACCGAAAGAAGUGCCGAGGAUAAAGAGUUGGGUAUUGUUGAAGGUAGUGCUAUUGAUACCAACCCUUCAUUCAGUAUCAUACCUCCAGCUGGCACAUUACAACCUCUGGAAGUAACAGAAUAUCAGCUAACAUUCUCACCAUCUAGUAUUGGUGACUAUCAUAAUGUUUUACAUAUGAUGUUAAAUCAUCUACCACCAGGUAGUGCCAGUUCCACAUCACAAGAUGAAACCACCCAAUCAGAAGAUGACAAGGUUUCUGUCACAUCAUCACAGAAAGAUGCUGUGCUGUUUAAAGAUGUGACAGCGUUAGAAGUUGAAGUGAAAGGACAAUGUGUUCCGUUAAAUAUUGUUCUACAUCCCUACGCUAUUUACAUACCUGGUAAAUUAUUAGUUGGAACAUCAAUUAAGAAAAUAUUCUCGAUGGCAAAUCACAGCUAUUCCACAAUAACCUUUCAAUUUGAACCCCAUACAGAUAAACAUAUCAUAGAAGUUGAACCACCUUAUGGAGAAUUAGAUCCAGGUAUGGCUAUAGAUUUAGAACUGAGUAUAACAGGUGAAGAACCAGGGAAAUUAGAUCAUACUUUAUUCUGUCAUGUCCACAACAUGGAGAAUCCUUUACCUUUACAAAUACAAACCGAAUUCAAGGGACCUGAAAUUAGCGUAGAAGAACCUAACGUUAAUUUUGGUUUAAUCAGACUCGGUGAAACUUCAGUAAGGGAGAUUACUCUAAAUAAUCUCUCACAAUUACCAACCAAGUGGAGCAUAUCAGAUUUUGUCACAGCACCAGCUUCAGAAAACUCCAUGGAAUCUAAUGAGGUAAUGUUUAAUCCAACAUCUGGUGAACUGAAACCUCUGGAGAGAAGAACUAUCUCAAUACAUUUUACACCAUCUAAAGUUGCUACUGUCCAUAGAGUCUUUGAAGUUAGUGUUGAAGAUGGCAAUAAAUGUUCUAUUGCUGGUUAUGCAGAAGUUCAGAGUCCUGCUGUUUGUCUAAUGGAGUGUGAACUAUCACCCAAAGAUAUUUAUGUUGGUGUUCCUGUACUCUGUAAAGCUGUUUUACAUAACCAAACUUUUAUGACUACACACUUUGAAUGGGGCAAGCCUGAAGGAAGAUCUAGUGAGACAUGUAGUAUAGAAAUAGAUCAGAUAAAUGGAAGACUUGCACCUAAAGAAGAAAAAACAAUCACUGUUAGCUUUGUCUCUAGUCAAGUGGGGCUUGUAGAUGAUUUAAGGAUACCCUGUAAAGUUGAAGGUAUGGAUCAACCACUGUGUUUGAGUUUAACUUGUGAUGUUCUUGGCCUUUCUGUUGUAUGUAAAACAUCAGACAGUAAACAAAAUAUGAGUGAGAAACUAGAAGUUGAUUUUGGAGAAGACGUAGACUUGGGAGCUAAUCCUAGACGUUAUUUGUAUAUUUGUAAUGAGACAGCUAUACCAGCUAGUUAUAGUAUAACUGUAACAAACUUCCCUGUUACUCCACCAACUCCACCAGAAAAACGACUUGAUACAACAGGAACAAGUAUGAGAAAAGCUCUACUGGGACGAACCCCUAAUUUGGCGGAUACAGUCUCAGGAGCCAGAGCUCAAUCAGAUUUAUCUAAAGCAGUGUUAAGUAGUGGAUUAGGUGCUGGUUUUAGUGUGAGUCCAGCCAAUGGUAACUUAUCACCGUAUGGAGAAGAAGUUAUAGAGAUAACAGCGUAUAGUAAUAUAUGGGGUAGUUAUACAGAUAACAUAACUUGUAAGGUAGGUGAUAUGGAAGCUAUAACGAUACCAGUUAGUAUGACAGUUGUUGGAUGUCCUCUAAACUUCCAGAUGACAGCGGCAAUACCAGAUCAAAAACCUAUUGUCAGAUUUGGAACUCAUGUAUCUGGUGUCAGAAGUGUUAAAAGAAAUAUGAGAAUCAACAACACGAGUCCUUUUGAUAUUCGAUUGGAUUGGAGAGUGUUUAAUCAAAUGAAAGGAGAUGACCAGCUGUUAGAUUUUACUGUGUGUUACGGCAGAUGUUUUCCAAUACUGGAUCAAGAUGGAAAUGAGAUUAUCAACUCUGAUGAAGAGAUGCCAGCAUUGGAAAGAGCACCAACAGAAUUUAUUCCAAAUUCUCCCGACACAACUCCUGCAGUCAGUCGUCAAGUUACAAGAAUCACAGAAGUGUUGGAAAAAGUUCCUGAGAAAGAUGAGUUAGCUGAAGUGCCUGAAGAUGUUCCAGUUGAAGAAGUAUCAGAUAACGCUCCAGAAAAUGAAAAUAAAACAGGAGGUCCAGAAAACCCUGGAGAGGAAAUUGUUUUAAAAGACGAUAAAAAUGAAGAAGAAGUGAAAGAAACUGAAGAAAAUCCUAAGAUCAUUUCAGUAUUUUUGAAUGCUCAUGAAGGACAGAUUUCUCAACGACCGUAUAAAAUUACACCAGAACAACUGGUUGUACCAGCCAAUGGCCGUGCCCAGGUUUUUGCUGUUUUUACACCACUACCAGCCAAUCAGGUGACCGAUGUUAUGGAUUGUCUUGGUUAUGCUCUAGGUUAUAUGAGUUUAGAUGGAAAGGCUGCUGGUAUACCUGGUCAGGUGUGUAGAAAGGAGGCGUAUGAAGCCUCUACAUUAAGAUUAGAUAUGACAGCACAGCUCAAGCCAGCUCUGUUAACUAUAGAGAAUAAUGAAGAUGAAGGUAUGAGAUAUAGAGCUGUGAUGAGUGAUCUGGUUAAAGAUGGUCAGGCUCAGAAAGAAUCCAUCAAAGUUUGUUCAACGAUUUUAUCAAACAGAACUGAAACGCCUCUAACAUUCCGAUUGUUAGUUAAUAAGCCAUUCUUAUUGGUCGAUUUAGAUUCUUCAUCUAAUAUAGAGGGCAGCACUCGAGCCACGGAGACGUUAUAUAAUACUUUGAAUCCACAGCACAGUUUAAUUGUAAAGGUUGGAUUUCAGACUACAUGUGAACUACUGACAGAUGAUGCACUAAGUGAUAUGGAGGCUCUGGGUUCUGAAUCCGAUAGAAAACUGGAUAUUCAAGAUAACUUGAUCAUAGAAUUUAACAACAUGGCUGAACAGAAAGUUCCACUACACGCCACGUUGUCCGUGCCACAGAUAUACCUGUCCAAACAGUCGUUAGAUUUCGGUACAUGCCUAGUUAAUCAGUGUCGAGUUAUGGAGUUAAUGAUAUCAAACCAUACGUCAUCUCACAGUUUCUGGAAAGUUUCUAUUGAAUCUAAAUCAGAAACGUGUUUAUCAGAUACGUUUGUUGUGGAACCAUCAGAGGGAAUAUUAGAUGCCUAUAUAACUCAUGUCAGUAACAGCAAAUCUUUACUCAAAGUCAAAUUUACAGCCAAACACGCUGAACACUACGAAGUUGUUUUCCUGGUUACAGGAAUCCUGGGAGAAACACCACAGAGGUUAUAUGUCAGAGGUGAAGGGUCAUAUGAUGGAAAACACGAAUCCAUUCUUAACCCUUAAUUAUUAAAUAAUACACAAUUCAUUCCGUCCAUUUUUAAUCCUUAUUUUAUAUUUGCAUCUUGGUAAUAUUGAAAUAGCUGUUAAAGGAGCUAAGUCUCCAACUCAAUAUUUUCAAUAAUAUUUGAAAUUAAAAAAACACAAUUCAAUAUUGAUCCAUUUCAAUCCAUAGUGAUGUUGUUACGUUGCCAUGAUGAUGUGGGAUCCUAAUAUACAAUAUUUAAGACACAAUGAACGAUUUAAAAUAUGGUACAUGAGCCAUGUACCAUAUCAUUUUGGGCGCAAAACCAAUGAACAAAAAACCCCAACAUAUCCUAAAUUACAAUAGGCUACAGCAGUAAAUAGUAAUGCCUGAUUCACAAAUGAUAAAAUAAUAAUAUAAAAAAAACGUGAAGAAUUGGCUAAUUAGGCGUAAACAUUUGUCGUUCAGUUUGUACUGUUCGCAUAUUUCACCGAAAAUAAUUCAUAAGAAAUUACGCUUUAUAUCACGUUUUAUGUACACUCAGAUUACAUUAGUUUGUACUUUUUUAGACCCAUUUAUGGUUAAAAAAAAUAGAGCGAUAUGCCCUUUAAUGGAUUUGAUAUGCGAAUUGCUGAAAUAAAUUGAACCAUGUGUUAGUCCUGAGGUGACCUAGUUUGUGUCGAGUGGACGUUAAACCCCAGUUCUGUCUCUUUCACAUCUUGGCGUGAAUUAAACUAAGCCCUGGCAAUCAAGAUAUUGUCCACAAAUAGCAAAUAAGGAACAGCCGGUCUAAUAAGACUAUUUUAAUUAAAUCAACAUAAUAUUAAUUUCUUAGAUUAUUUAUGUUUUUUUUAUUAAAUACAUUUGAAUUGUUAAUAUUGAUGUAAAAUAUCUAAUAAGACUUCUUAAAUUAAACCAACCUGAUAUAAAUUUCUUAGAUUAUUUAUGUUUUUUUUAAAUACAUGUGAAUUAUAAAUAUUGAUGUAAAAUGUAUUUAAUAUAUUUGUAUGGCAGCCCUGGUAAUCAGCAUUAUUAAAGAUACAUUAUGGGAGAUUAGAUAAAGAAUUGACUGUUCUGGCUAUAAUAGCUAAAAAAUAGAUUACGUAAAUCUAAGAUGUUGAAAAUUUCAGUCAAAUUGCUCCACUAUGUACUGAGAUUAUAGCUUUUGAAUUUUAAGCCUAGCCUCAUUACUAAAGUCAUUAGGAUAAAAAACAUAAUCUUGAUUAUCCAUUUUUGGAUUUAAUCAUCAGUGAGCCUUGAGCAGCAGAUUGGAUUCCAAUCCCGUGAAAAUCUGACACAUAAGAUGACAUCGAGAGUUGAUUAUGGUUUGGAUAAGUUAAUUAAUGUCUAAUUAAUAAUUUAGAUAACAUUUAAGGCCUAAAGAAAGACCUGCAAUAGGCAGAUUUAGCUCUUGUAUAAUGUAUGUUUAACCAUGAUUACCAUAUUUUAUAGCAAUUAUAUAAUAUAGAGGAUUGUUUCAAUGGGUCUGGUUUCUUCAAAUGCAACCUUUGGUAUUUUUGCCGUUGUAAUUAUAUUAAAUCUAUAACUAUUAUACACCUCUCAAACCAGCAUUGAUUACACUUUUUUGGAACUGUUCAGUUCAGUUUAAUCAAAGUGGAAUUCAAAGAGAAACUGGGGCAGAUUCAGGAAUUUUUACGGGAGGGGGUUCGCCAGGUUCCUGCUAAGGAAAUUUGACGGUUCACAAUGCAUGAUGCCAUCGUCUCCAAAUUAUGUAGGCAUAUAUAUACUGUUUUUUUUUUAAGAGAGUAACCCAACACACCGUUUAAGGUCAAUUAUUAUUAUGAAUUAAUAGGAUCACAUUGUAAUUUAAUUUCAUUGAUGCAAAGCUUUUAAUUGUGAUAUCAGUGAUAUCAUGUCUAUAUCAUUAUAUCACGCUUUGAAUGCUCAUCCCAUCCUACUAUCUGAUCAUGAAGGAUAAUGCAUACGACCGUGACAUUACAAUUUCUUUCAUUGUAGCAGAGCAGGGGAGAGGUUAGGGUUAGGGUCCUACUUUGCUGCUCAAACCGGGCUAAUGAUGACAGAAACUUUACUGCUAUGAUUCCUAUGACUAAAUACAUGUAACUAUUCAGAUACACCAGGUUACCAUUGUAAAUGUUACAGUAUUUGAUAAGUUGAUAAUAUUGGUUGUCAUAGCUACACGAAUAUUGCUAUAUAAAGAUGGAUUAUAACUUAUUAACUGUGAUAUUAUGUUUUAGAAAUUAUAUUCUAUAUUUUGAACUAUUUAUUGUGAAUCAUUAUGGAAUAACAUAUGAACUACUGAAAUGAU
Patella vulgata (common limpet) is the source of this 7529-nucleotide messenger RNA. Its product is annotated as deleted in lung and esophageal cancer protein 1. The coding region runs from base 91 to 5283 and encodes 1730 amino acids. The transcript is spliced from 37 exons. The record is from RefSeq and is a predicted model, not a curated record. Gene Ontology annotation, biological process: negative regulation of cell population proliferation. NCBI's taxonomy places the organism in Eukaryota, Metazoa, Mollusca, Gastropoda, Patellidae.